AUGCCGGUUACCAGGUCACAGAAGGAUGCUCCCUCACGUCCCGGGUCAUGUUUCUCAGAUAAGGAUGCGACAGGUGAAAUGUCGGAAUCAGAAGGGGUCACGUCUGCUUCAGCAUCAGCGUCAUCAGGAACAGCAACUACGUCGGAUUCAAAUAAUUCUUCGAGCAGUACGAUCACAGAGGGUACCACCAUGAUAGAGACCACGGUUGCAAUUGCCACCAGGGUGGCGUACGAGGAGAACGGACAGAAGAAUGAAGCCGCACAGAAGGAGACGACCAAGAAGACUCCAGAGGAUAUUCCGGACAAGGGCGUUCACGGCUCCACCACAACCCUUAAGCGAAAGGGGGUCGGUCGUCACGCCAGGUCCAUGAAGACUAUGAGCUCCUCAGGCAGAAGACGCGAGCUGGAAGCCAGAGAAGAAUUAGCACGCAUGGAGCUGAAGCAAGUCCAAAUUGCGGCGAGGUUAGGCCGUGUCAGAUUAGAGCUGGCACAGUGUGAAGAGGAAGACAACGAGGACGAAGACCAGGAAGACAGAACAGCACAGGUGCAGAACUAG
Messenger RNA from Parnassius apollo (apollo), 555 nucleotides. The record is from the annotation of a GenBank genome assembly. NCBI's taxonomy places the organism in Eukaryota, Metazoa, Arthropoda, Insecta, Lepidoptera, Papilionidae.